GUCAGCGUCCUGCUGCGCGCGCGCCUUGCUUCAAAACACUCAGGCAGGCAGACAGAGGCGCGCGUGCAGCAGGACGGAUCGCUUGGUUCCGCGUGCAGCAGGAGUAGUAGUUUGAAUUCACAGAAUAAGACCCCGCUUCUUCUUCUGUGGUGGUUUCUUCUCCAACGUCUCCGAGCCUGGGAUGCGUGCGCAGCGGUAGCUUUCUGGGACUUUUAAACGAGGGUCGCGUGCGUGACUUUUUCUCGGAUGUCACAGUGACCACCGCUGCCAUGGACACGAACAACAACAACAACAACAACAACAACAACAACCCAGGAGGCGUGAUCUCCUACGUGGGCUCCUCCGCAGGCUCUCCCACUCGGACCAGUCCGGUCUCCAUGUACAGUGAGAACUCCAACUCCCAGUCCUUCUUCACCUCCUCCUCCUCCCUCACCCUGCCCUUCCUCAGCUCCGGCUCCAGCUCAGGGUCGGCCGGAGACGACGGGUCCUCCUCGGCCUCCUCCUCGGGGGGAGGCUCGCCUCGAGGCCGCGACGACGGCGGCUCUCUGAGGACGUCGCCCAGCAAGUCUGUGGCCAGUCUGACCAAGCUGAACGGCAUGGUGCUGCUCUGUAAGGUCUGCGGCGAUGUCGCCUCGGGUUUCCAUUACGGCGUGCACGCCUGCGAAGGCUGCAAGAGGGAGGCGGAGCUCUGGCAGCCCAACCGCUGCCCAAACGGUUACCAUGCCAACGGCCUCAACACCAUCUACCACCACAAUAACAACCUGGCCACAGAGCGCUACCUACCGGAAAACAGCCGCACGCAUCUUCACCGUAGCAACGGGAGGCAGAGCCAGCAGAGCGGCCCCGCUGGUCAUGUGACCCAGGAGCAGCGCUGUCCGGUGAAGAAGCAGACGGGGAUCGUGCUGGCUUGUCCAAUGAACAUGCAGCCUCACGCCGACCCCUCGAAGACCCCGCAGCAGAUAUGGGAGGACUUCUCGCUGUCCUUCACGCCCGCCGUCAGGGAGGUGGUAGAGUUCGCCAAACAUAUCCCAGGAUUCAGCGGUCUGUCCCAGAACGACCAGGUGACCCUGCUGAAGGCCGGCACCUUUGAGGUGCUGAUGGUGCGUUUUGCGUCGCUGUUUAACAUGAAGGAGCAGACGGUGACGUUCGUCUCCGGCGCCACCUACAACCUGCAGGAGCUGCGGGCGAUGGGCAUGAGGGACCUGCUGGGAGCCAUGUUUGACUUCAGCCACAAGCUGGCGGCGCUGGAGCUGGACAGCGAGGAGCUCGGACUCUUCACCGCCGUGGUGCUCGUGUCAGCAGACCGCUCCGGCAUCGAAGACGUGGCGUCGGUGGAGCAGCUGCAGGAGAACCUGAUCCGCGCUCUUCGCUCGUUGGUCAACAAGUCGCCCGUCGCCCCGGAGAGCGAGCACCUCGACGUGGACUCGCCACGCUUCACCAAACUGCUGCUGAAGUUGCCAGAUCUGCGGACGCUCAACAACAUGCACUCUGAGAAGCUGCUGUCCUUCCGCAUCGACGUUUGAUGACAUCACCGCGAUGUCACCGCAUCGCCACGCUCUCCAGCCCUUAACAUCGCAGCGUCAUCCAGACCGCAUCGGACUGGCGGGAUGAUGAUGUCAUCAGCAGAACUUUUCAAAACAUGCGUCUCCCCGCCAAAAUAAAAGUCUGCUUUAAAACAGCUGGUUGAUGUUUUAAAGGAGCAGGCUGCCAUUUUUAAACCACGUUAUUUUAACCUGUGUAAGCCCGAACCGUUAGCUUAGCCUCGCCAGCCCAGUUCUUUGACUUCACUGGAGCGUCGCCAGCAGGAAGUCUGUGGAGCGUGAAGGACGUGGACGGUCAGACACAUUUCAGCCGAGUACGCUAACUGACGAGCUCACACAGAAGAAACCUGUUGGUCCAGCUUCACUUCCACUUCCUGUUGAUGUCAUCAUUCUGUCUGAUUUUAGCUUUGUUAACGUUCAUGAUGCGUUCAGACGCUUUUAAUUUGAAAGUUUUCCCAGCUGAAAACAGAUGCACACUAAAAGUAGCUCUUUCAAACGUCUGGACGCAUCCAGCAGCUUUUAAUGAUUUUAAGGACUUUGGGAUCAGCUGCUUCGAUUUUCAGCGGUCGGCGAUCUCUGACUGCGGCGGCGUCCGCUUCCACUCUGCAGGAAACAGAAACUCUUUCAGUACGAACUGAUUCAUCCUGAACUUCCAAACUGUGGAACGCCCUUAUGACUCCACCCACUACAGAGGUGGAGGAGGCGGGGCGUGACCUGCCUCAGACAAACCUUGUGCAGCUGAUGUAAAGAAACUGUACAUAGCCAUGAACACAAAGAUCCAGAUAUACUUGAACUGUUUGCCCUGAGAUCUGUUGUACACGACUAUUUUUGGUUAAUAUGAAUAUGCCUGUGCAGAUAUCGUGACUAUUAAAGUAUGUACGAGCGAGGAAGUGCGCCUGAUGAAA
Molecule: messenger RNA, 2446 nt
Organism: Neolamprologus brichardi
Lineage: Eukaryota; Metazoa; Chordata; Actinopteri; Cichliformes; Cichlidae
Source: RefSeq, a predicted model, not a curated record